Molecule: messenger RNA, 2326 nt
Organism: Clupea harengus (Atlantic herring)
Lineage: Eukaryota; Metazoa; Chordata; Actinopteri; Clupeiformes; Clupeidae
Gene: ubxn4
Product: UBX domain protein 4
Biological process (GO): ERAD pathway
Cellular component (GO): endoplasmic reticulum
Molecular function (GO): protein binding
Source: RefSeq, a predicted model, not a curated record
CCUAGUUCCGUGAUUACACACUGAAGGUUCUAGUUGGCAGCCCUCAGCAUAGAUGCAUUCAACAACUGCCUCACAGUAAAUUGAUCUAUCUACCAAAUUCUGCUAAGAUGUUUUGGUUCGAGGGUUCAAUACCAGCUGCCAUUGCCACUGCCAAACAACAAAAUGCUGUAUUCGUCGUCGUUAUAACAGGAGAUGAUGAACCAUCCACACAGAUGAUGUCAAGCUGGGAGGAUGAUCAAGUCACCGAAACAUCCAACAACUCCUUCGUAGCUAUUAAAAUAGACGCCAAGAGUGAAACCUGUGUCCAGUUUUCCCAAAUUUAUCCUGUGGUGUGCGUCCCGUCCAGUUUCUUCAUUGGAGUGAAUGGGAUUCCCCUGGAGGUUGUUGCUGGCAGUGUGUCUGCAGAAGAGCUCUCAAAGAGAAUCGACAAAGUCAAACAGAUGCACUUUCAGCAGGCAGGUCAACAAAAUGACAGCACAGCUGAGACAGAGAUGCAGGCGGAACCCCUCUCUCAGACCAGCACGGCUCUAGAGGCAGCUGCCCAGCACACGCCAACCCCUCUUGACCCCAACCCGCCUGCCUGCCCCAUGGAGAACUCAGAGGAGCCUGCCCCCGCCUCCACAUCUAAAGAAUCGUUGUCAAGACCAGCCGAAGAGGAUGGAGCCUCAGGCCCUGCGACACCAGGUGAUGACAGGAGCCUGUCCUCAGACGACGUGUCCCUCGCCUCACAGCCAGAAGAAGGGCUGGAUGUCAAGGUGGACAGGUUGAACAAGAAACUGGAGGAGAAGAGGGAGCAGAAAAAGAAAGGAGAAGAGGAGAAUGAGAUCAAAAAAGAGAUGGAGCGACGACAGCAUGGGAAAGAGAUGCUGGAUUACAAACGCAAGCAGGACGACGACAGGACCAAACGCAUGUUGGACGAGAGGAACAGGGAGAAGGCGGAGGAGAAGGCAGCCCGUGACCGGGUCAAACAACAGAUUGCUCUGGACCGAGCUGACCGUGCUGCCCGCUACUCCAAGAACCAGGAUGAGGUGGAGGCGGUCAGGAUUGCAGCCCUACAGGCCAGGCAGGCUGAGCAGGAGGCCAAGAAAGAGUCGACACAGCGGGAGAGGAGUGCCAUUGCGAGGAUACAGUUCCGCCUGCCAGACGGCUCCUCGUUCACCAACCAGUUCCCCUCGGAGUCGCGACUGCAGGAGGCCAGGCAGUUUGUAGCACAGGAAGUGGGGAACAGGUACGGCAACUUCACCUUGGCUACCACAUUUCCCAGGAGGGAGUUUACGGGAGAGGAUCUGGAGAAGACCUUCCUGGAACUUGAGCUAGCCCCAAGCGCCUCAAUUGUACUGCUCCCUUCGGGCAGAUCAGCCAAUGCGGUGGUGCAGUCGUCAGGUGGGGGCAUGUGGGCCCUGCUUGGCACCAUCCUCUACCCUCUGCUGGCCGUGUGGAGGUUCCUCAGCGGGUUCCUCUUCUGCAGCCCCCCACCCGCCUCAGGAGGAGGACCCUCCCAGAACCCCCCUCAGCGUAAUGCCACGCCCUCCACAUCCUCUGGGGAGCCAAAGAGGGAGACGAUUCGCAAAAGGGUACUAGAGAAGCGGCCAGAGGACUUCAAAAAAGACGGCAAGAUCUACCGGCUACGGACUCAAGAGGACAGCGAAGACGAAAACAACACCUGGAAUGGCAAUUCCACUCAGCAGAUGUAGAGCAAACAAAAGCAACAACUUCUCCCAUACCUCUCCUUCUCGUUCUCUCUCUGAUCCGGUUCGUGUGUGUGUGUGUGUGUGUGUGCGUGUGUUAGUCCAAAUGGUGGAUUAUGCUGAGUUUAAGCCUUUGCUUUUUUUAUGGGGAAGGGGGGUAUGGUGGUGUCACAACCCCUCUCGAGUCCAUAAAUGUUUCCUCAGCUACUUCCCUGCAUGGGCAAAUAUAAUCCAGUUAACGCCAUCAGCUUGACCGAGUACCCUUUGUGAACAAUCUACUGGAUGACUUCUCCCGUAAACAAUGACAAUGUCUUUUUCUCUUAACCUGGAUUGUUUAAACGUAAAAAGGCAAAGGUUAGGAGGCCCUAAGCGCCUGGGAUGGGAAUGACCAGAGCACUCACUUGAUGGGUUUUUAUUUAACAGUAAUCCCAAUGACCUAGAGGACGCUAAAUGAACCUGACCAAGGGCUCUAAGGCAAGGAAGCAGUUGCCACCAGCAGCACGUUUUGUAUCAAGGCUCCCAGCUCUUGGUUCAGACAGCCACGGAAUUAGAAUGUGUUUCUAUUAGUUGAUGAUGGAAUCCACUCUAGCAUUCUUAUCUAACUAGACGAAUGAUAAUAAAAGAUGUUUUUCAACAAA